Brassica oleracea var. oleracea is the source of this 3166-nucleotide messenger RNA. Its product is annotated as ubiquitin carboxyl-terminal hydrolase 23-like. Gene Ontology annotation, biological process: protein deubiquitination. The transcript is spliced from 10 exons. The coding region runs from base 309 to 2912 and encodes 867 amino acids. Gene Ontology annotation, cellular component: cytosol; nucleus. The record is from RefSeq and is a predicted model, not a curated record. Gene Ontology annotation, molecular function: cysteine-type deubiquitinase activity; cysteine-type endopeptidase activity. Lineage: Eukaryota; Viridiplantae; Streptophyta; Magnoliopsida; Brassicales; Brassicaceae.
AUGGGUACUUGCUAGGGUUUAUUAGUGCGUUUGCAGCUGCCACUCUCUUUCUCUUUCUCUUUCUCUUUCAGAAGAUAGCCGUAAAAAAGCUCUCUUUCUUCUUCCUUUCUCUCUUCACACAACUUUUGCUCCCGACAAAACGCAAAACCGUGUCUUUUUUUCUCAACGCGAGGUUGUUGAUUCCUUUUGAUUCGUAAAUGAUCCAAGACGGAUCGGGAUCCGCCGAGUAACUGAUCUUACGCCGCUUCCUCCUCCUCCGCUUCCGCCGUCUUUAGAAAGAUCGACUUUCAUAGGGUUCCGAUUUCAAGAUGGAGACUUUGAAUCCCUCCUCAGCUAACAAGCGAGCUUUCUCUUCUCCCUCAUCUAAAAGGUCUGAUGGGUCUGAUCCGUUGGAACAUGGGUUGGAUCGGGAGCUUACUUUCAGCAGAACCAUCCGCAAAAUCGGUGCGGGUCUGGAGAAUCUCGGGAAUACAUGUUUUCUCAAUUCGGUAGUGCAGUGUUUGACUUACACGGAGCCUUUAGCUGCUUACCUGCAAGAUGUGGGCCAUGGGAGACGAUGUCAUAUGGCUGGGUUCUGUGCUUUAUGUGCAAUGCAGAAGCAUGUCAGGCUUGCUCUUCAAGCUAGUGGCAAAAUAGUAGCACCCAAAUAUUUGGUCUCCAACUUGCGAUGCGUAUCAAGAAACUUCAGAAACUGUCGACAGGAAGAUGCACAUGAAUACAUGAUCAACUUGCUGGAGUGCAUGCACAGGUGUUGUUUGCCUUCUGGUGUACCAAGUGAAUCCUCUGAUGCUUACAGGAGCAGCUUGGUUCACAAAAUAUUUGGUGGUAGCCUCCGUAGUCGGGUGAAAUGCGCGCAAUGUUCACAUUGCUCAGACAAGUUUGAUCCGUUUCUUGACCUGAGUCUAGACAUUUCGAAGGCAGAUUCACUGCAGAGAGCACUUUCACGCUUCACUGCUGAUGAGCUCUUAGAUGAUGGUGCAAAAGUUUACCAGUGUGAAAGAUGCAAGCAGAAGGUUAGGGCUGUAAAACAGCUAACUGUUUCUAAAGCGCCUUAUGUCCUAACUGUACAUCUCAAACGGUUCGAAGCGCACAGAUCCGAAAAAAUCGACAAGAAGGUCCAGUUUGCCUCUGCAGUUGACAUGAAACCUUUUGUCAGUGGUCCCUGUGCAGGUAAUUUGAAGUACACUCUAUAUGGUGUUUUGGUUCAUUAUGGUCGAAGUAGUCAUUCUGGUCACUACGCCUGCUUUGUUCGCACUUCAAGUGGCAUGUGGUAUUCCCUUGAUGACAACAGGGUUUCCAAAGUUAGUGAGAAUACUGUGUUCAAUCAGAAGGCGUAUAUGCUAUUCUAUGUUCGUGAUAGACAAAACCCAGCCCCAAAGAACACGGUUGCCGUGGUUAAUAAAGAGACUCCCAGAGAGAGCGUUGCCACAAACAGAGCUUCUUUGAAUAUAUUCUCUAGCCGAAAUGAUCAAGUGAAUGGCUCAGGUGUCAUGAAAGCAUCUAGUUUAAAGGCUCCUGUAGCCAAUAGUAUAGCACCCUUGAGAUCAUGUGAUAAAGGUUCUCCUGCUGUCUUGACCCAAAAAGAUUUGAAUGCUAAAGAGACUCAGAAAGAUGCCCCAAGCAUUGUAGAGGCAAAAGGGAUACUAAAGAGGGAAAAUGAUACAGAACCAUUAGAAUCAUGUGAUAAAGGUGCUCCUGCUGUCUUGGCCCAAAAAGAUUUAAAUGCCAAAGAGACUCAGAAAGAACUUUCCAGCAGUGUGGAGGCAAAUGGGAUCCUUAAGAGGGAAAAUGGUUCAGCACCCUUGAAACCAUGUGAUCUACGUGCUCCUGCUGUCUCAACACAGAAAGUUUUAUGUACCAAAGAGACCCUUCAGAAGGAAGUGCCACUUCCACAGGCUAAUGGGGAAGUAUCUUUGGUAAAGUAUGGUUCCAAGGCUGCGUGCACAGUAUUACUAGGGAAGGAUUCUCUUCUCCUGGAAGGCAGCACAAACACUCAAAUUCUCGUCAACUUGCCUGCUUCCGCAGCUAAAGAUGGAAAUAACUUGAAAGAGGCUGCCAAUUCACUGAAGGUUAGAGAUGUAUCGGUUGGUAAUUCUCCUAUUGAAGAAGCUGUUCAUGUUAAUCAGACUUUGGGACGUCAGUUGGAGGGUUCGGCCACUUCCAUUGAGUCAGUGAAAGCAAGUUCUGAUGAGGGGACACUCACCACACCAAGAAAAACUCGCAAGGGUAGCAUGAAAACCCUGAAGGUGGGAUUCAAAUCUUUUAAGCUGACCUUGGGCGUACGCAAAAAGAAGAAACAGAAAAAGAGAAGAUCAAGUGCUACAGAUCAAGAGCGUUCCACUUCACAGAUAACUAGCGAAGUUGCUUCUUCUGGCUCGGGUUGCUUGUAUGGAAAGGAUAACUGUGUCAAUCUCCAUGAUGAAAAGAUAAGGAGUCGUAAUGGGAAUGUGUUGCUUGGCUCUCCAGCCGUAGAGCUCAAGGAGAGAAGUAAUCAAAAUGGUGCCGUUCUUGCGUCAGACCAAGAGCAAACGUUGAAGAGCUCUGACAUGUCUGAAGCAAGCCAAAACGCCAAAAGAAAGAGAGAGAGCGCAAAAGAAGAACAAAACUCUUUACAAAAAGAACAGGUGACCAUUCUUACACGUGGUUUGCCAGAGACAGUGGUUGCCAAAUGGGAUGAGGAAGUUUCAGCUUCUAAGAUGGGAAAGAGUGAAGAAGACUCGAGAAUCGGAUAUGUAGCAGAUGAGUGGGAUGAAGAAUAUGAUAGAGGGAAGAAGAAGAAGAUAAGGAUGAAAGAGGAGAUGUAUGCAGGGCCGAACCCGUUCCAGUUGUUUCCGUCGAAGAAACAACAUACAGAUACAAAGAAGAAAUGGACGCAACGCAUGAAUACUGCAAAGACAGGCUUCCGGAUAUGAUGAAUAAGUAAGACCAUCCAUAAUCUAUUAAAAAAAAAAAAAAUUGUAAUCCACAUGUUGCUGCUGUAUUUGCCUUGAGAGUAGUAAUGUUAACAAGAGAGGUUAUAUAGACACUAGAAGUUGUUUUCAUCUCUUGUCCUCAGUUUUGUUCUGUUUGUGAUGAAACAAAGAGUUGACACAUCCCCUUACUCUUUAAACUCUCGUCUUGUAGUAUCUCUUUUUGCUCCACCAAUAAUAAUAUGCUUAUUCAUUUA